Messenger RNA from Neocloeon triangulifer, 2965 nucleotides. RefSeq names its product stromal interaction molecule homolog (gene Stim). The record is from RefSeq and is a predicted model, not a curated record. NCBI's taxonomy places the organism in Eukaryota, Metazoa, Arthropoda, Insecta, Ephemeroptera, Baetidae. Gene Ontology annotation, biological process: intracellular calcium ion homeostasis; store-operated calcium entry; activation of store-operated calcium channel activity. Bases 250 to 2178 code for a protein of 642 amino acids. The transcript is spliced from 16 exons. Gene Ontology annotation, molecular function: protein binding; calcium ion binding; calcium channel regulator activity. Gene Ontology annotation, cellular component: plasma membrane; endoplasmic reticulum.
GAAAAAAAAAAAAACGUUCCGUCCGUCAGUUGUUGCACUGCACGAUCGGACGGACAUCUGUUAAUUUACACAAUUGAUUAGUGUCGGUCGGCGGACUCGGCAGCAGAGCAAUCGAGCUGAUCUCGCGCGGAGCGGCCAAUUGACCCGAUGAGUGCAGCCGAGGUGGCCGCCGGAGCCCAUGCAUAACGACUAGGAGGCCCUGGACCGCGCGCGCAGGCAGCAGCGACCUACACUAGCUUUGACCCCGAUAUGCGCCUCACCGGCCUCGUGACCCUGGCGGCCACGCUGGCCGCCUGGGUGCAGGCGGCCGACACGAACGGCUUCCGCGAACUAGACGAGCAGAGGGCCAACUUCAAGAACAUGUACGCGUCCAGCGGCGGCGCCCUCGGCAACCUGCAACACCCGCCGCACUUCAGCAGCACCACCGAGCCGCCCGUCAUCGAGAUCCCCAUCGGAGACAAGUCGGGAAUGGAGGCCAUCGAGGCUCUGCACCGACAGCUGGACGAUGAUGCCAACGGAAACGUCGACCUGUCCGAAUCUGAUGAGUUUCUCAGGGAGGAGCUCAAGUACGAGGACGGACACGAGAGAAGACAACGAGCGUUCCACAGGAAUGAUGACAAUCACAUCUCUGUCAAGGAGCUGUGGGAAGCGUGGACUCGCUCUGAGGUUCACAACUGGACCACCGAGCAGACAACCGAGUGGUUGGUGGCGUGCGUUGAACUGCCGCAAUAUGUCGAGUUGUUCACGCGAAAUUCCAUCAAAGGCUCGGAUCUACCCAGACUGGCCACAAACAACCAGUUCAUCGGGACCGUGCUUAAAAUCAAGGACCCGAUCCACAUCAAGAAGAUUUCGCUCAAGGCCAUGGACGCAGUGCUCUUCGGCCCACCAAAAGCAGAUGGAGGUCAUGUCAAGGACAUCGUCCUGCUGACCCUUCUGGUUGGUGCGUGCGGCGCCUGCUGGUACGCCUACAGGCAGAAAAUGCUGUCCCAGGAGGACCUGCAGCGCAUGAUGAAGGACAUGGAAAGUCUCCACAUGGCCGAGCAGAUGCUGAUUGAGACACAAAAAGAAUUGGAGCAGGCAAAGCAGCAGCAGGAGUCGGUAGUGUCGGAGAAGGAGAACCUCGAGCGCAAAUUAAAAGAGCACAAAUCGGCGCCAGCAACGCAAGUGGCGCGAGGCACCGAGCCGGAGCUGCAAAUCAUGCGGCAGGAGAUUGAAGCGCUGCGGCUCGAGCUGAAGAGGGCGGAGGGCGAGCUGGAAGACCGGUGCUGGUCACCGCCCAUUGGACUGCAGCAGUGGCUUCAGCUGACCCACGAGAUUGAAAACAAAGCUUACACAAAGAAAAAGUCAUCAGCUGAGCGGCAGUUGCAACAGGCUAGAGAGGCUUGUGAGAAGUUAAAAAAGAAACGAUCCAGUCUGGUCGGGGCGUUCGUCUCGACGCAUGGCAAGUCAAUUGACGACGUCGACCGUAGCAUUGUCGAAGCCAGUGAAGAGGAGGGCGGCUCCCUUUCAGAGCUGAAAACCUCACUGAACGAAGUGACCCAAGAGCUGCAGGAACGGGUGCACCGCUGGAAGCAAAUUGAGAUGUUGUGUGGUUUCAACAUUAUCAGCAACAACGGCCUGUCGUACUUGGAGACUGUGCUCUACAGGCCCAGCAACGGGAGACUAACCAGAGGACGAAUGAGCAGUCAGGACGACCUUGAUGACGACUCAGUGUCGCAAGCAAGUCCAGGAGGCUUCACUGACCCGUGGAGGGACGCCGACUCAUCUGGCUCGGAGCGCGAUCUCGACCCUUCCACCUCGCCGUCCAUGGAAAUGCCAGUCACGUUCACCCUGGGCGGGGAGUCGAGUCCCGGGUUGGAUGAUAACUGUGAUAGGCCGCAGCUGAAUCCGAUCGUCAGCAUGGAGAAAAGAGCGUCUGUUAUGUCUCGCUCGGUCAGUCAAGAAGUGCAGCAGAGAUUCGACCUCGGAGAGGGUCUUCUGCCCAAGAGCUCCAUGAGCGAAGCAAGCUUGGAGGCGCGAGGAAAUACCCGAGCGUGUGGAUCUCUGGAGGAGGAGACGUACUCGACGGACAGCUCGGCAAGUGCGACCGCCACCGAGGAAGAAAUGAAGCGCAAGCGACGCAAACUGCACUUCCCAGCCUUCGUGCGCAAGAGCAAGAGCAAACCCUCCUCGUCCUGACUAGCGACGUACUUCACUGACAAAAGUUUGUUGAUUAUCACACGUGAUAGUUUAUUGUUGAUAUUUUUUAAACUAAUGAUAUAUAUUUAACCAAAACAUCUGAUGAUAAUUUAAUAUAAAUUAAACUGCAAUAAAAAUACUUCGAGUAAGCAGAGAAAGAAAACACAUUUUACACACUCCCGAAGACUGGCUCUGUUGGCUGGCGCUGUUAUAUAAUUAAUUGUUGGGGCCUCAUGCAGUGGCCUAGGGACUGUUAGCAACACGAUUUUCCUUCCCCGAUGUUUGUCUUCCAAGACGGAACAAGUUGAUUGUUCUUGUACUGUGGCAAAUAUUCAUAUUCCUCACGACUUUUACUCGUUUAUUUGAGAUGGAUAGUUGUAAAAAUUAUUUCUGAUCUUAUGUGCAAUUUCUUGUGUUUGGUGGGAUCGUCAAAUCCUCUUGCUCAUUUAAUCACGUUAAUAUUAAUUGUUAUGCGACUUUCUUUCCCGUGUGCCUUAUUUAUUGAGCAAUAUAACUAAUACACGGAGUCGCACCACAAAUAGUCUAGAUCUGACUCGCCAAUUGAUAUACAGUCUACGUAAAUUAAGGUGGGACUCUGUAAUUUGUUCUGUUUGACACUCUUAUUGGGAUAAUUCAGAUGUUAAGCCAAUUGAAUCUGCUCUUUUGUAUGGCAAGAAAUUUUGAUGUUUGGAAGAAAUGAUUUUCUCACUUUUUUGAGAAGGCUCAACUUGAUUGAUUAUAUCAAAAGUUUUUAUGCAAAAGAAAUAAUAAAAUCAUAAAAAAUUGG